Molecule: messenger RNA, 1060 nt
Organism: Rhodamnia argentea
Lineage: Eukaryota; Viridiplantae; Streptophyta; Magnoliopsida; Myrtales; Myrtaceae
Exons: 2
Coding region: 103-819 (238 amino acids)
Biological process (GO): mitochondrial proton-transporting ATP synthase complex assembly
Cellular component (GO): mitochondrial membrane
Source: RefSeq, a predicted model, not a curated record
CAAAGACAACACAGUUGUACUAAGCCCAAGGCGUUCCCACAAACCCAAAACCCUCGCUCCCCUCCCUGCUGCGAACCUGAACCCGGAGAGUGCAUAUCGAAAAUGGCGAGAUCAGCUCUCCUCCACUUGCUCCGCACUCAGUCGAAGCACCAUCUUUCCUCAGGAAACCUAUUGUGUAGAUCUUUAGCAUCACCUCAUAAAUGGAGUUCCAGACCUAGUUUCAAUACUGCCACCAAAUUUUCAGCUGGUAACAGAAGAUGGCUAUCUCAGAGCCCAGCUGCUGAAGAAGAAAACAAGAUCAGCAUUGGACCGCGAAGGGGGGUCGCACCUGGAGAAGAUGAGAAAGACAACAGCAUUGUUUACUAUGGUCCAAUUUCAUCCACUAUUAAGAAAGUGAAACUCCUAUCACUCUCCACAUGCUGCCUCUCUGUAUCCUUGGGACCAGUCAUAACCUUCAUGACAUCACCGGAAAUGAACGUGAUCUUGAAGGGUGCCGUGGCAUCUUCUGUAAUAUUCCUCAGCGCUUCAACCACCGCGGCUCUUCACUGGUUUGUCAACCCAUACGUUCACAAAUUGAAAUGGCAGCCUGGCUCUGAUAGCUUCGAGGUGGAGAUGAUGUCAUGGUUAGCGAGCUAUAUUCCGAGGACAAUCAAGUUCUCGGAUAUUAAACCUCCAGAGACUAACAGGCCCUUUGUGACAUUCAAGGCGAAUGGUGAUUUCUACUUCGUUGACGAAAGCCACUGCCAUAAUAAGGCUUUGUUGGCCAGGCUGACCCCACAGAAACCUCCAGUUCAUCAGUCUGCUUUUAAGAACUUGUAAUUGAACCAUGGGAAACUUUGGAGGAUAUUUCGUUCAAGGCUUUGCUGUCGCUUUUUCCUUCUGAUGAGCUUCAAGAGACAACUGCGUAGAAUGGUAACCCGGAUAUCUUCUUCUCUUUUCUGCACUUCUAGAGGGUUUUUGAGCUCUAUGAAAUCACAUUGGAGAUUUUUGUUGUCUUUUGACUGGCUAUAUUUGCAUUCUGCAUAAAAUAAAGAUGAUUGGAAUUGCCACAUCUCAAGUA